This is a messenger RNA of Ipomoea nil (Japanese morning glory), 1077 nucleotides long. RefSeq names its product protein FAR1-RELATED SEQUENCE 5-like. The record is from RefSeq and is a predicted model, not a curated record. The transcript is spliced from 3 exons. Lineage: Eukaryota; Viridiplantae; Streptophyta; Magnoliopsida; Solanales; Convolvulaceae. Bases 1 to 1077 code for a protein of 358 amino acids.
AUGUCUGAUUCGAUUGCACAGCAGGAUGUGGCGGAGACAGAGCAUACAACUGAUCCUGUUGGAGUGGUAGAUACAGAGGAUGCUAAUCCAGAUAUGGAUUAUGAUUUGGUAGGGAUGUCAGUGUGUUCGGUUGAUGAAGCAUAUGACAUGUAUAAUGAUUAUGCCUUUAGAGUAGGUUUUAGCGUGAGGAGGGGUAAGCAAAGAUAUAGUUCUGCUACAAAAACAAUGAAAACGAAGAUGUUCCAUUGUUCGAAAGAUGGUUUUAAAAGGAGUACAGGAAAAGGGUGUUAUUCUAAAAUUGAUGGUCGUACAGGUUGUGGUGCAUUUGUCCAAUUCGAUUUACAUGAGAAUGGGAUGUGGAUUGUUUCGAAGCAUGAGAAGUUGCAUAAUCAUGAAUUGGUUCCACCAAGCAAGAGUUACCUUCUAAGGUCACAUAGGAUGGUGUCUAGGAAUCAUAUAUCAUAUCUUACUGAUUUGAAGAGCAGUGGUGUGUCUGUUGCAGAUGGUGUAAGAUUACUUAAAACACAAUCAGGGGGAUCACCACUUGUUGGGUUUACAAGUGGGGAUGCAUAUAAUUCUCUAUGUACCGAUGCAUUGAACAAAUUGGAUAGUACCGAUUCAAACACAUUGAUUGAAAUAUUCAAACGGAGGCAGUCAAGUGAAAGGGAUUUUUACUUUGAUUUUGAGGUGGAUUUGGAGUCAAGGUUGUGUAGUUUUUUUUGGAGGGAUGGAUGGAUGAGGAGAUACUAUGAUUUGUUCGGGGAUUUGCUAGUUCACGAUACAACAUAUCGUACUAACAAAUAUGACAUGAUUUGUGGACCUUUUGUUGGCAUGAAUAACCAUUGCAUGAAUGUUAUGUUUGGAUGCGGUUUUUUGAUGAAUGAGAAGAUUGAGUUAUUUGUAUGGUUGUUUAAGACAUUUUUGAGAUCUAUGGAUUACAAAAGUCCACAAAGCAUAAUGACUGAUCAAUGUGCUGCUAUGGCUGCUGCAAUUGUUCAAGUUUUUCCAAGUUCACGACAUCGGCUAUGUAUAUGGCAUAUUGACGAGAACUCAAAGAAGCACAUUAAAGGGGGUUAA